AUGGCAGAUACAGACUCCUAUAUCAAACAGCAGCAACUAGUAAAGGAACACAACCAAGCGAACCCGAGUAAGUACUAUACUCAUAUCCUUUACAAAGCUAUCAUAGUCAUAAUUUUCUUGGUUAUAAUCCCAGUUUUUCCCACACAAGCACCUGAAUUCAUCAACCAAACUCUACUCAACGGAAGCUGGGAGCUUCUGCACCUUCUAUUCGUUGGCAUAGCAGUUUCUUACGGGCUUUUUAGCCGACGAAAUGAUGAAACAGAGAAAGAAAUUAAUAAUAACCAAUCCAAGUUUGAUAAUGUACAGUCUUUCGUGUCUAGAUUCCUUCAGGUCUCAUCAGUUUUCGAUGAUGAAGUUGAAAACUUAUCCGGGUCUGAUGAAAGCAAGGUCCGGACUUGGAGUAGCCGAUACUAUAGGAAUGAACCUCCUGUUGUUGUAGCGAAAGAACAAGCUGUUCUUGAUGAACGGGGAAGUUCUAGUACUAGAAUAGCGGAAAAGCCUUUGUUAUUGCCUGUUAGGAGCUUGAAAUCUCGUGUUUUGGACGCAAAUAGUCUUGAGACAAUUAAGGAAAAUAGUGAAAAUGCUAGGUCUCUCAGUAGGUCAAAUUCUAGUUUGAGUUCCAAAAGGUUUUCAAAUAAAGGUACAAAUGGGGAAUUGGGAAGAUUGGAUCAGGAAACUUUGGUGAAGUUGAAUGAGAAUAAUAUUGUUCUUCCCUCACCAAUUCCAUGGCGCUCAAGAUCUGGAAGACUGGAAGUGAAGGAAGAUAUUGAAUCUGAAUUCAAUAGGCUUGAAUCUCGGUCAUUUAGGUCCCAAACUACUGUUUUGUCUCGAUCCAGUUCCAUGUCUUCUUCACCAAAGUUGUCCCAUUCACCACCUCUGUCGUCGCCAAAGAAGUUAUCUCCUUCUUCUUUGUCAACGGAAGCACAAGCCAAGAGUGCAGAAGAUCUAGUGAGGAAAAAGAGCAUUUACAGGUCUCCUCCCCCACCACCACCUCCUCCUCCACCCCCAGCAAUGAUCCACAAAUCAUCAUCAUUGAAGCCAAUUUCUACCUUGACGGAUGAUGAGGUUUCCUUUGAUGAGGAUUUGCCUUGGAACUUUGCUAGCAAACCAAAUGACUUGAAUGGAAGCAGGGGAGACGCAUUUAUGGGGAAACAAGGGAACUAUGGCAAUGGCUUGCCCAAGGGAAAGUCAGGUAGGAUGAUUCGGCCGGGUGAUUCGCUUAGUGGAACAAGGAAAGAUGGUGAAACUGAAAAUGGGAUCAAUGGCAAGGGAGGGAGGUUUGAUCAAACAUCAUUAAGGACUGAGAGGCUGAACCGUGAAAGUGUCAGUUUUAUGCCAAAGCCAACUUUCAUGGAAUUUCCGCAGGAAGAGAAACAAGAAUUUGUUGAAAAGUUGGUGGUUGAAACUACUGAUAAUGACUCGGAGAGUGACGAAGAGGAAAUUGGUGAAACUUCCUUUGUUUCAAGCAAUGAAAGAAGCUCAAACAAUGAGGAAGCUAGUCCAAGCAGCGGCAUAGAUGGAGGUUCUGAUGUAGACAAGAAGGCAGAUGAGUUCAUAGCCAAAGUAAGGGAACAGAUCAGGCUUCAGAGGAUCGAUUGUAUUAAGAGAUCGAGUGGCCAGAUGAAGAGAAACUCUACAAGGUCAUGGUAUACAGAGAUACUGUUGGUUUUACUUUUAUGUAACCUGCAACUACAAUGGAGAAUUAUUUCUACUCUUCAUCUUGUUGGUUAUUGCAUCCCUGCAUUGUUAUUAUCAGCUGCUCAACCAGCUGAUGAUCACAGAACAUAUAGCAUUUCCUCUCCGAAAUCCUCCAUGGAAAUUUAUCACGACACCCACUUUAUGUUGAUUUUUGAAAGACAGUUCGUGUUCAAUUACAAGUGCCACCCUUGGUUGUCAUGUCGUCCUUGA
Durio zibethinus is the source of this 1908-nucleotide messenger RNA. The record is from RefSeq and is a predicted model, not a curated record. Lineage: Eukaryota; Viridiplantae; Streptophyta; Magnoliopsida; Malvales; Malvaceae.